AGUUCUCAACACAACACAACACAAAACACAUCAGAAAACCAUGGCCUCUUAUUCUCAAGCUUUUAUUUUUGUUUCACUUAUUGUUUUGGGUAUUUACAGUAGAAGUAGUAGUGCAGGGCGCGAGCCAUUCGCUUGUGACCCAAAAGACAAAACGACAGGAAACUUGGCGUUUUGCCGAGUGUCGUUGCCGGUAAAAGAGAGAGUGAAGGACCUGAUCGGACGGCUGACAUUGAAAGAGAAGGUGGGGCUGCUGGUGAACAAUGCGGCGGCGGUGCCUCGUCUGGGGAUUAAAGGGUACGAGUGGUGGUCGGAGGCUCUUCACGGCGUCUCCAAUGUGGGGCCCGGUACCAAGUUCGGUGGGGCCUUUCCUGCCGCCACUAGCUUCCCUCAAGUCAUCACCACCGCUGCUUCUUUCAAUUAUACUCUCUGGGAAGCAAUCGGACAGGUUGUGUCAGAUGAGGCCAGGGCCAUGUAUAAUGAGGGUGCAGCUGGGCUCACCUACUGGAGCCCAAAUGUAAAUAUACUGAGGGAUCCAAGGUGGGGCCGUGCACAGGAGACUCCCGGUGAAGACCCGGUCGUCGUUGGCAAAUACGCAGCCAGCUAUGUUAAGGGAUUACAGGGAAACGACGGUGACCGGUUGAAGGUUGCAGCCUGCUGCAAACAUUUCACAGCUUACGACCUUGAUAAUUGGAAUGGGGUUGAUAGAUUUCACUUCAACGCUAAGGUUAGCAAGCAAGAUAUAGUGGACACAUUCGACGUGCCGUUUAGAAUGUGUAUAAAGGAAGGUGGAGUGGCUAGUGUGAUGUGCUCCUACAAUCAGGUCAAUGGUGUCCCUACCUGCGCCGACCCUAAUCUCCUUAAAAACACUGUGCGCACCCAGUGGGGUCUUGAUGGGUAUAUUGUCUCGGAUUGUGACUCGGUUGGUGUUUUCUAUGAUACUCAACAUUACACCUCCACACCCGAAGAAGCGGCUGCUGAUGCCAUUAAAGCAGGUUUGGAUUUGGAUUGUGGGCCUUUUUUGGCGGUUCACUCGGAAAAUGCGGUGAAGAAAGGGCUGUUGAGCGAAGCUGAUGUGAGCAAUGCAUUGACUAAUACCCUCACUGUCCAAAUGAGACUAGGAAUGUUUGAUGGAGAGCCCUCUGCCCACCCAUAUGGAAAAUUGGGCCCAAACAAUGUAUGCACUUCAGCCCAUCAAGAGCUAGCCCAUGAAGCAGCCGUUCAAGGGAUUGUGCUUCUCAAGAACCAAGGUCCUUCGCUUCCGCUGUCAGCUCUUCGCCACCGCACUGUCGCUGUUAUUGGGCCUAAUUCCGAUGCAAACGUCACCAUGAUAGGCAACUAUGCCGGUGUGGCAUGUGGAUACACAACUCCACUCCAAGGAAUCGAAAAAUACACAAAAACAAUUCACCAGAAGGGUUGUUCCGACGUGGCCUGCACUGGAGACAAGUCAUUCAAUGCAGCCAUCAAAGCAGCCCGUCAGGCCGAUGCAACAGUUUUGAUUAUGGGCCUUGACCAGUCCAUCGAAGCUGAGUUCAAAGACCGGGCCGGGCUACUUCUUCCUGGGCACCAACAAGAGCUGGUAACUAAAGUAGCUGCUGCUGCCAAAGGCCCAAUUAUAUUAGUUCUGAUGUCUGGUGGCCCAAUUGAUGUGUCGUUCGCUAAAAACGACCGCCGGAUCGGUGCCAUUGUAUGGGCUGGCUAUCCGGGUCAAGCCGGUGGAGCAGCCAUUGCUGAUGUCUUGUUUGGAAAGAGUAAUCCAGGUGGAAAUCUUCCAAUGACAUGGUAUCCCCAAGAAUACUUGACAAACUUGCCAAUGACGACCAUGGACAUGAGAUCAACCCCAUCAAAGAACUACCCAGGAAGAACAUACCGAUUCUACAAAGGACCAGUCGUAUACCCAUUCGGCUACGGCCUCAGCUACACCAAGUUCCAACACUUCAUAGCCAGUGCACCCGCUACGUUCUCCGUCCCAGUCGACGGCCACCACAAAGCCCAAAACGCCACCGUUUUGAACAAGGCCAUUCGGGUCACCCACACCAGAUGCAACAAUCUCUCUCUUAGGGUUCAUGUCGAUGUUAAAAAUAUUGGCUCCAGAGAUGGGUCACACACACUUUUGAUCUUCUCAUCCCCGCCGGGCGGGCGCGGCAACUGGGCUCCACACAAACAGUUGGUGGCCUUUGAGAAGGUUCGGGUCGCAGCCGGGUCGACUCAUCGAGUAAGGUUCAGUAUCCAUGUUUGCAACUACUUGAGUGUGGUGGAUAGGUCUGGGAUUCGAAGAAUCCCAAUGGGAGAGCACAGUCUUCAUAUUGGUGACCUUAGGCACUCUUUUUCAUUACAAGCAACUACGUUGGGAGUGAUUAAGUCUUAAUUUUUGUCAUGAAGAUAUGGCCGUGGAUAGUAGAAGGAUUCAUUCCUAAGCAAAUAAAAAAAUUAGAUGGCAUAAAGAUUUAGUUGGAUUUUGUUUUUUCUUUGACAAAUUUCGUUAUAUAUUUUAGAUACGGUUUUAAUGAUUUAAGUAUUGAUUGAACAAUUUCUAAAUAAAAUGAAAUUUUUCUAUCUA
Humulus lupulus (European hop) is the source of this 2557-nucleotide messenger RNA. RefSeq names its product probable beta-D-xylosidase 2. Gene Ontology annotation, molecular function: alpha-L-arabinofuranosidase activity; xylan 1,4-beta-xylosidase activity. Gene Ontology annotation, biological process: arabinan catabolic process; xylan catabolic process. Gene Ontology annotation, cellular component: plant-type cell wall. The record is from RefSeq and is a predicted model, not a curated record. Bases 41 to 2365 code for a protein of 774 amino acids. The transcript has 7 exons. NCBI's taxonomy places the organism in Eukaryota, Viridiplantae, Streptophyta, Magnoliopsida, Rosales, Cannabaceae.